Molecule: messenger RNA, 4460 nt
Organism: Drosophila hydei
Lineage: Eukaryota; Metazoa; Arthropoda; Insecta; Diptera; Drosophilidae
Product: RRP12-like protein
Exons: 10
Coding region: 107-4282 (1391 amino acids)
Source: RefSeq, a predicted model, not a curated record
ACUAACAAAACAUGUUGCACUGGCUAGGUUGAGCUGCACGUGUUCGAUUUGGCUUUUUGAAAAUUAUAAUUUAGUGCGUAGUGCGUCGCACUCACAUCCUCUAAGAAUGGGUAAAUUUCGUUCGAAAUUGAAACGCCAUGGCAAAGGCAAAAGUUGGAGUAAAGGCCAAUCGGCUGUAUCGAAUCCUGAUCAAAUGAAACAUCGUCUUAAAGCAAAGUCGCGCUUUUUCCAACCAAAUUUAAAUUUGGCUGCAUCGAACUCAGCCAAUGGACUUACCAUGGAAGCCGUGCACAAACACGAGCAGCGGCAAGCCUACAAUGCGGAGACAACAACGGUCAACGAUGUCGCCGGUAGCCUUAUGUCCUUUACACUGGAGGAUGAUGAUGGUAUGUCUGGCAGCGGCACACAGCCGGGCACAUUUAAGACCUUCCAGACUUUUGCCUCCAACUACAGCAGCUGCAGUAAUGUUAGCUUUAAGAAGCUGCUAACCGGCUUUCGAGCCUCCUCCGAUUUGCACAAGGAGAUGUUGGCUAUUUUAAGCGCAUUGACGGAAAUAAUACGCGAACGUGGCGGCAACGAGUCAUCUACCGAAUACUUUUUGCUACUUAUCAGCCAAAUCGAGGCGGCCAGCGAGGAGCGCGACAUCAUUGCCGGCGUUGCCUUACUUUCAAUGGGCAUCAAAUCUGUGCCAGUGCCGGUACUGCGAAAACGCUUUGAUCAAACAGCCGCAACGUUGCAGCAGCUGUUGCAGCGCUUCAUUGAAGCCAGCAAUCAAUCUGUUAUACGAUAUCUGAUCGGUUGCAUGUCUGUGUUGUUGCGUGCCCAGGACUAUGCGACAUGGACGUACAGCUCAACGUUUCAGUACUUUGACGCGCUGCUCGCCUUCACCAUACACUCGAAGCCUAAAAUACGAAAAGCGGCACAACAUGCCGUCGUCUCAAUCAUACAUGGCAGUUGCUUUAUGCUGCCACCAACAGCAAAUGAGAGCGAGGCAGAGAAUGUUAAGGAUGAACAGCGACAGACAUCUAAGAUCAAGCAUCAUCCAGCUAGCAAUCGUGUGACGAAAUUCUGUUUGGCACAGUUCAAGCCCGAAGUUUUGGCCAAUAGUCAGACGACGGUUUUGCAUACGCUGGCAUUGCUAAAGGACACGCUGGCUGGCUUUCGCACAGAAGACAUACGCAGCGUUUGCGAGCAUCUGCUAUCCAUAAUGACCGCGGCCAAUGUUAUUGUGCGCACCAACUGCUUCCAGGCGUUACACUCUCUCUUCCUUACGCGCAGCGUUAAUCUGAAUGCGACACUGUGCGCCAAACUGCUUGUUGCCAUACACGAGUAUCGGCCGGAUCGCAGCGAUGUACGUCAAACGCUUGCCUGGAUCACAGUGCUCAAAGAGGGGCAUCUGCAUUUGGCCACUCUGCAAUUGGAUUUGUGCAUGCAAGCGCUUCCGCGCCUUUUUGAGAUUUGUACAACUGAUCUUUGGCUAUCGGAGCGAGGCGAACUGGUGGUUGGCGUGUCCAAUUGCAUUAAGGAGAUGCUUCAGGAUUGUGUCUCGCGUGCCUGUGCCACAAAGGAGCUAGCAGAGCAAUAUCGUCCAGCUGUGGCCAAAAUAAUUGGCGCUCUGCACAAAGUGCUAAAUGCACCUUUCGGCGAGAUCUCCAAAUAUGUUAUUCUCAUAUUCUCCAUUGUGUUCGAGGCAUGUGGCAAACACUUUGGAUCCGAAUUGACGCCCUCGUUGACAACCAUUGGCAAACGUUAUGAGAGCCAGGGCGCCUUGCGUUUGCAGAUUGAGCACACGCUGAUCAGCGCCAUUAAGGCACUUGGCCCAGAAUUGGUUCUACGGGCUUUACCACUGAGCGAUGGCAACGGCGAUGUGUGCUUGGAGCGAUCGUGGCUGUUGCCAUUGAUGCGUGAGGGUGCCAAUGGUGCAAGCUUGCAGUUCUUCAUGGAACACAUUGUACCGCUGGCCCUAAAAAGUCAGUCUUACUGGCGGAAGUAUUCGGUCGAGGAGAAGAACGUAUCCAAGGCACACAUUUAUGAACUAUUAUGCUGUCAGCUGUGGGGUCUGUUUCCUGGCUUCUGUCGUCAGCCACGCGAUCCGGAAUAUUUGCGCAAGCUAGCGCCAACACUGGGCGACGCCUUGGAGCACAAUUCAGAGUUUCGUGCGCCCAUCUAUGAUGGGUUGAUGGAAUUGCUGGAUGAUAGUCAGAGUCCUGAGUGCCAUGCGGCUAUAGGUCAAUAUGCACGCAACUUUCUGCCACGCCUCUUCAACAUUUACACUCAGAAACCCAACACCAGCUAUGAAGGUGAUCAGCGCAAACGUGCUCUGGAUGUAAUACGCGCCUAUAUCGCACGUGCCCCUGCCGAAGUGCAAGCCCAGCUCUUUGAGAGCGCUCAAAACUUGUUGGCGGCCAGCGCAGUCGCCAGCUUCGAGUAUGACGCUUACUUUGAUAUCAAUGCGGCGAUUGUGCGUGUCCAAAAGUGUCGUGGCAUCGAGGCCUAUUUCGAGAAGUAUAUGGCGCCCGUGCUGCGCAACGACAAAUCCAAAUUGGUAUCACGCGACGAACAGAAGAUGAAGAAACAGCAGCGGAAGACAUACGAAUUGCUGCGUGAACUGAUGACCUCAGAUCUGCCCUCGUGCCAGAAAUUCACUCGCAAAAAUUGUAUUUUAUUGCAACAGAUACUCCUCGAAGCAUUUAACACCACAUGUAGCGUGUGUCAAGCGUCUCGUCUACAUUGCCUGAAAUCGCUGCUGGACUGCCGCAGCAAACUGACAUACAACGAUCAGCUUGUGAUGAAGGCCAUUCCCGAGGCGGUGCUCAAUUACAAGGAGUUCUCGACACGAAAAGAGCAGGUGGCUGAGCAGCUUAUUAAGCAGAUUGUAAAUCUGUAUCAGGAGGCUGGCAAGAUCAAUGAGUUUGUGGACAUUCUAACAGCUGGGUUUACAGGCGACGAAUCACUGAUAACCAAUACGAUUCUCGCCUUUCGUGCUGUGCUUCAGCAGCAGGGCCAACACCUGACUGUGAGUACUUUGGAAUUUGUGCUCGAGCAGAUUUCGGUGUUCAUAGUGCAGAAGUCGCGACAUCAGGCCGAGGCAGCCGUCGCCUUUCUCAUUACAUUCAUCAAGGUGAUGCCCAUACCACUUGUGGCUAAUCAUUUGGAAACAAUUAUGCGUUCCCUGUCAGCAAUGACUAAGGAUACGAAACGAUAUUGCCGCAUACAAAUUGGUUACUUCCUCAAAAAGCUGUGUAAACGCUUUAGCACAGAGGAGCUGGCGCGUUUUGUGCCUGGCGACGAUGAGGUAACCCAUCGACGGCUCAAGAAGAUACGCAAGCAAAUGCGUCGUGAUACACGCAAAAAGCAAAACGAGGAAGCCCAGGCCGAGAGCUCGGAUGAGGAGCUUAUCGGCGAUCUUGAGCAAAAGAGCUAUACCAUCGAUGACAUUUUAGCAGAUUCGGACUCAGAUUUGCCAGAGGAUAUGGAAACUGAAGAGGGUGGUGCAGCUGCCAAGAAUCGCUCGGCUAAAUCAAAGGCCAAGUCAAAGCAAGCGCGUAGCACUUACAUACGCGAGGAUGCCGAUGAGAUUGUCGACUUAGCCGAUCUCAAAUCUAUUGGAAAUGUGCUGACAAGUGGCUCUGCUGCUGCUGUUGCGACUAGCAAACAGUCGAGGUCGAAACCACUGCUGCCCAAUGGCGGCUUUAAGACUGCCGAUGAUGGACGUCUCAUCAUCAGCGACAAGGCGCUACGUGGCCAGAAGGAUGAUGCAAUUGAUGAUGGCUCCGACAGCGAUGACUCCUCGGCUGAUAGCGGCCAUGAGCCGGGUAGUGGCAAUCCCAAGCGCGGCAUGGAAGAGGACUCCAGUGAUGAGGAGGAUCUACAGAAAGCAACCAGCGCCAAGCGUAAGCGACAGGCCACCGAUGCGCUAAGCAUGCGCUCUGGAAAGACAAAUGCCAGCACACACAAGGGUAUACAUCGUUCGCUGAAUGCCGCAGCCACUGAUGCCAUGUCCGUCAAGUCCAGCGGAGGGCACAGCAAGAUAGCUGGCAGCGAGUACAGCAGUAAAAAGGCCAAAGGCGACAUGAAGCAGCGCGGCAAAUUAGAUCCCUAUGCCUAUAUACCGCUGACACGGAAUACGCUGAACAAACGCAAAAGGGCCAUGAACUCGCGAAAGUUCAAGAGCGUCGUGCGUGGUGCUGGUGGAGAUGGGGGCGAAGCGGCAACUGGGACAGGUGCGCGUGGAGUUAGGGGCAGCAGCAAGCGCGGACGUGUUACCAAGAGUUACAAAUAGGCAGCAAUUAUAGUGGAUCAUAAAGAUAACCUGAAUAAUUUCUAUAAUUCGCUGUUAUUUUGCUAUAAAACUAUAUAAAAACACACACAGAUAUAUAUAUAUAUAAAAGAUUAUAUAUAACGAAGCACUUAAUCGUUGAAAAGAAACACUCUGAAGCGUCAAAAGUUAAUAUUUAAUA